CUACGACGCAGCCGACAUAUUCCACUCACCUACGCUGCGCGCGUGCAUGGAAGAAGCCCAAUCAUGCUCGCCGGCCCCCGACACAAUGCAUAAAGGCGUUCGUCCCAUGUCCCCGCCUCCCUUGUUCCCUGCUCCCUUGCUGCCAGCUACUCGUUCCCCCCCUGUCAAUCCGUCCGUCCCAUGUCUUGGGCUAUUUUUCUUCCUCUGCCUCCCCUAACCGCCGCCAUCCACCAGCUAGUUGGCUCAAUUCACUGCUGGCCCCUCCGUCCUAACCGCCCAGGCGCCGCCACAACGUGCGUGAGGGCGCCUGGAGCAGGGCAACCAACGACAUUGUGCGUGCUUGGACUCUUUAUCUUCAAACUGGAUCCGUGGAUUCAUUCAGUUGGGCUGAACCGAGUGCUUUCGUACUCUUCCUCGUCCUCGUGCUUACCGCGUAUCUAGAAUAUCUAGCGAGUUGCUGCGUACCUGUAUGCAAAUACCCAGUAGUGGUCCGUCCGCUUCUUACAGCUUAAUUACAGGCCUGGUUCGUCAGUCGUCAGCACAAUUCGAGCUGACGAAUGCAACUCCACAACCAAGCAUCUCCAAGCCCAAGUCCCGAAGCACAGAACGGCCAGCAGUGCCACCGUUUGGUAUGUAUGUACAGUACGUGGUAUGGAUGGACUCGGUAGAUACGGAGUAGUAUUAGGUAGGUAGUAAUUUUUCCCUUGCCCUCCAAAAACCCAGUUGCCGUUUGGCUUCUAGAUCGAGGCUAGGCCUCUGUCGAGUCUGUCCAGUCCGUCCUCA
Ilyonectria robusta is the source of this 783-nucleotide messenger RNA. RefSeq lists its product as uncharacterized. The record is from RefSeq and is a predicted model, not a curated record. NCBI's taxonomy places the organism in Eukaryota, Fungi, Ascomycota, Sordariomycetes, Hypocreales, Nectriaceae. The transcript has a single exon. The coding region runs from base 181 to 441 and encodes 86 amino acids.